Molecule: messenger RNA, 1443 nt
Organism: Exophiala spinifera
Lineage: Eukaryota; Fungi; Ascomycota; Eurotiomycetes; Chaetothyriales; Herpotrichiellaceae
Exons: 2
Coding region: 1-1443 (480 amino acids)
Cellular component (GO): mitochondrion
Source: RefSeq, a predicted model, not a curated record
AUGUGGUUUUCAAGGAGAAGACUUUUAUCUGUGAGACACAGUUUUCAUAAGUUGCAAACGACCCGGUUCAAUUCUUCCCUCACCUCGGAUCUGUUCUUCCCAACUACAGGUCGCUGGCCGUGGAACGAGCGUCGUAAGCGACAAGAACACACACAGAAAUUCGACCUCAGGGCUCUCGAACAUGUCAUAAUCAAGGCAGCGGGAUCAACAGCUGGUAUUACUGUUCGAUUUGAGAAGCUCGCGGAAGGCGCUUCCAAUAAAGUCUUCCUCGCCGUUGUUGGGGAACGGCGAUUGAUAGUUAAGAUCCCUGAUCCGGUUGACCCGCGAUGUUUGGUCACGGCAAGCGAAGUUGCCACACUUGAGUUCUUACGGUCCGAGUUGGAAGUGCCGGUGCCCAAGGUGUUUUCAUGGAGCGACAACAGCGACAACCCGGUCGGUUGCGAAUACAUCAUCAUGGAAGAGGCUCAGGGGAGAGCUUUGAACACCGUAUGGUCUCACCUCGAAAUACCAGAGAAACUCGCUAUCGUGGAUGAAGUGCUGUCUAUUCAAAGGCGGCUCGUUGCCACCAAACCUAUGUUUAGUGUGUAUGGGAGUCUGUACUUUCUUGAUGAUGCAGCCAAACUUGGUUUUUCUCGGCAUUUCUCAGUGAUAUCGACUUCUACCCCGACGUAUUGCAUCGGUCCAUUGGCACAUCAACAUUUCAUCGAACCAGCGCUUACAGCAUCUGGGGUGAAUUGUGGCCCCUAUCUUCACUUUGGCAAUUUGUUUGUAUCUCCGGAAGGAAAGAUUACCUGCAUCGUCAAUUGGCAGGGUACCGACAUCUUGCCGUUGUUCCUGGCGGUUCGAAUGCCCCAGUUUAUCGAUGUGGAACGCGAUGCACUUCUUCUGGAACUCCCAGAGAAUUUCUCGGCGAUGCCGGAAGCAAAAAGGCUUGAGCUUUGGGAGAGGUACCGCCAAUCAAUGCUCCAGCAGUAUUACCUGGCCGACCUCAGGAAGAGCGCUCCCGAUCUUGCUGCGGUGUUGGAGGACGAAGAAUUAUCCCCUAUUCGAAAGCAGGUAGAGGUAUUCGCCCGAAUCCCUUUCAGACAAGACGUCGAGGCCCUUCUCCUGAGGGAGACGCUCCUUCGAAUUCAGCGCCAUCUGUCUGGCUUCCUUCGCGAUGGAAAUGAUGCCGAGCAAUGCCCUAUCAAGAUCGAGGGCGACGAGUUGACCAAGCAUCAGAAGGACGGACGGCGUUACAACGAGUUUCAAGACCUCCUAAAGGCCAGGAACAUACCAGUCGCUGAAGAGGGUUGGGUUCCAUCGGAUGAGUUUACAGAACGGAAAGAUAACCUUAAAUCUGUGAUAGAAGAGACCGUUGAGUCUUUGGAGAGUGAACAGGAACGUCUAGAGUUUAAUGACCGGCUUCGUCAUUGGAACCUGACUGACUGGGAGACUACGUAG